Impatiens glandulifera is the source of this 1476-nucleotide messenger RNA. RefSeq names its product UDP-glucose flavonoid 3-O-glucosyltransferase 6-like. The coding region runs from base 1 to 1476 and encodes 491 amino acids. The record is from RefSeq and is a predicted model, not a curated record. Gene Ontology annotation, molecular function: UDP-glycosyltransferase activity. The transcript has a single exon. Lineage: Eukaryota; Viridiplantae; Streptophyta; Magnoliopsida; Ericales; Balsaminaceae.
AUGGAGAAGAUAGAAUUAGUGAUGGUUCCAUUUGCAGUGAUAGGCCAUUUGACACCAAUGUUGGAGCUUGCAAAGCUGUUAGUGUCAAGUGACGACCGUAUCUCUGUCAAUUUCAUGGUGCUGAAUAUGCCGGAAUUCAAUACCGUCGAGAUUAGCUCCUUGGAAGAAUCUCUAUCUGGAUCUGGAAUAGACCGGACUCGAUUAAGAUUCUUACAACCACCGCUUGACACUCGCCAAUUGGUGACCAUAAGUAACCCAGCCACUUUCUAUUUCAACUUUGUCGAGACCCAAAAGCAUUCCAUCAUGGAAACCGUCGCCAUGCAUGUCAUCGGACGACCCAACUCCGGCCGUCUUGUUGGUUUCAUCGUGGACAUGUUAUCUUUAUCAUUAAUUGAUGUCGCUCAUGAAACUUUUAAUGUCCCUACAUAUGCGUUUUACAUAAGUUGCGCAUCUGUAAUCGGACUCAAAUACCAUAUAUUGUCUUUGAAAGAGGAACAUGGUAAGGAUAUUACCGAUUUCAUUGGUACCACCGACUUGGUGGUGCCGGGUUACCCACUUCCCGUUCCGACAAACGUUAUUCCCGCAGUCGCCUUCGACAAGGAUCACGGCGGUUCGGUUGCAUUUCUUUCCAUUGCUAAAAAUUUGAGGCGGGCUAAGGGAAUACUAGUGAACACGUUCGAGGAAUACGAGCCACACGCCAUUGAAGCACUAUCGAAUGACGACGGUGCGCCACCUGUUUAUCCUGUUGGUCCUAUGUUGAAUCUCAAAAACAAAACCAAUACCCAACAACAACGUAACCAAAAUGAAAAGAUAAUGCUUUGGUUGAACGACCAGCCUCCUUCCUCUGUUGUGUUCCUCUGUUUCGGAUCUGCAGGUACUUUCUGCGACGCGCAGCUGAAGGAGAUAGCUGUCGCACUCGAAAGCAGCGGCCAGCGGUUCCUUUGGUCGGUGAGGCUUUCGUCGCCGGAUGGAAAGCCUUGGUUGGUGGAGGAUUACGAUCAUGAUUCUUUGGAGAAAGUGUUGCCUGAGGGAUUCUUGCAACGGACUGCCGAUAUAGGGAAAAUUAUUGGGUGGGCACCGCAGGUGGAAGUGUUGGCGCAUGAGUCGGUCGGGGGAUUUGUGACGCAUUCAGGUUGGAACUCUAUACAAGAGAGCGUAUGGUUCGCGGUUCCUACCGCGAUUUGGCCGUUAUAUGCGGAGCAUCAGGCGAUUGCGUUUACGAUGAUUAAAAUUUUAGAACUCGCAGUUGAGAUUAAAAUGGAUUACAAGAUCAAAUGGGAAAAUAAUAAUGAAGUGGAGAUCGUGGAAGCGGAUAUUCUUAAGAAAGCGAUAAUAGAGAUAAUGGAUGAUAAAAGCGCCAAUAACAUCAAAAGAAGGAACCGUGUUAAGGAGAUGAGCCGGAAGAGCAGGAAUGCGCUUGAGGAGGACGGGUCGUCUUAUUCUUCUCUUCGCCGUUUCAUCGAUAAUAUUAUUUGA